Antechinus flavipes (yellow-footed antechinus) is the source of this 2391-nucleotide messenger RNA. RefSeq names its product odd-skipped related transcription factor 1 (gene OSR1). Gene Ontology annotation, biological process: urogenital system development; regulation of transcription by RNA polymerase II; embryo development. The transcript is spliced from 3 exons. NCBI's taxonomy places the organism in Eukaryota, Metazoa, Chordata, Mammalia, Dasyuromorphia, Dasyuridae. Gene Ontology annotation, molecular function: RNA polymerase II transcription regulatory region sequence-specific DNA binding; DNA-binding transcription factor activity, RNA polymerase II-specific. The record is from RefSeq and is a predicted model, not a curated record. The coding region runs from base 343 to 1140 and encodes 265 amino acids. Gene Ontology annotation, cellular component: nucleus.
CGGCUCUCAGUGAAAGCACCAGUGCAGUCUGAACUCCACUCUCCGGGCCGCUUUCCCAGGUGCUCUGGACGCGAUCACUCUUAGUCACCGAAAGGCUCGCGGGCUUUGGGGCUGGAGGGAUCCCCGAGCAAGCUCGAGCCCCGAGCCGUCUCAGGAUCACGGGGAGCCCGAGCCCGCUGCAAGAACGCAUACGGGACCCGCGCGGCCCCAGGCUGCUCUCUCGGCCGAGCCAGCCGUCUGUGCCCCCUGUGCCCAGAGCCGUCGCCUGCCCAGGCGGGAUUGGCAGAGAGUCGAACGUCGGGAGAUCGGGGUUCCUAGAGGGUAAAUCGUGUCUCGACCGCCAUGGGCAGCAAGACCCUGCCGGCGCCCGUGCCCAUCCACCCGUCGCUUCAGCUCACCAACUACUCGUUCCUGCAGGCCGUGAACGGGCUGCCCGCCGUGCCCUCGGAGCACCUGCCCAGCCUCUACGGCUUUAGCGCCCUGCACGCCGUGCACCUGCACCAGUGGACCCUGGGCUACCCCGCCGUACACCUGCCGCGCUCCUCUUUCUCCAAGGUGCCCGGCGCAGUGUCCAGCCUCGUGGACGCCCGCUUGCCGUUGCCCGCCUUCCCCUGGUUCCCGCACGUCAUCCAGCCCAAGCCUCAGGACGGGGGGGUCGGCGGGCCGCCGCUCAAGGCCAAGCCUCGCUUCGACUUCGCCAACCUGGCCCUGGCCGCCACCCAGGAGGACCCGGCCAAGCUCGGCCAGGCCGAGGGCCCCGGCUCGCCUCCGCCGGGGCUCAGCGCCCUGCUCGACGUGACCAAGCUGUCCCCGGAGAAGAAGCCCACCCGCGGCCGCCUGCCCUCCAAGACCAAGAAAGAGUUCGUCUGCAAAUUCUGCGGUCGCCACUUCACCAAGUCCUAUAACCUGCUGAUCCACGAGCGAACGCACACCGACGAGAGGCCCUACACUUGCGACAUCUGCCACAAGGCGUUCCGGAGACAGGACCACCUCCGCGACCACAGGUAUAUACACUCCAAAGAGAAGCCCUUCAAGUGCCAGGAAUGCGGGAAGGGAUUUUGCCAGUCCAGGACUCUAGCCGUCCACAAGACGCUGCACACGCAAGUGAAGGAUCUCAAAGUCAACAAAAUCAAAUGCUGAAGGCCCGCGCCCACCAGGGCCCGUCGGCAGAACUCGGAGGAAGCGGCCUCCGCCCCUGAUCCCAGGCCAAAAGCCCGAGACCCCUUAGCCUGGAGCAAAGAAAGGCGGUGCCAGCCCCUGGCGAGGCCGGGAGUGAAGGCCAGGCUCCGUCUCCCUCUGACCCUCACGCUCAGGCUCCCAGGGGCGCUCCCAGAAUGGACUGGACCGGCCUGGCCUUAGGGCUGUGGACUUAGGGGCGGCGGCCAGUCCACUCCCGGCCUGGACUCAGAAACUUUGCGCCAAGAGGUGGAGCUCAAGGGUCGGCCUCCAGGCUCAAGUGGGAAAGGGCUUCCCAGCCGCCGCCGAGGCCGUCGGCUCCGCCCCCAGGGUUACUGUGGCAUUGUUCCAUUGUUCCCGAGUUCCGUUGUUGCGGCGUUACUUUGUUGCUGUUACGUGCCCGCGGCGCUACAUUGUUGCGGCUUUAUAUUACGUUACAAACUUUUUCUGUAAGUUUCCUUUCUGGACUGAUUUCUCUUUCUCCCCCGAGUGUGCCUAGAAUUGGCCCACGGCGGUGGGAGAACGGAGCGAGGUUAUGGAGAGGGGAGAGGGUGUCGUGGGCUGCUCCAGAGCGCCCCCUUGCAGACUGAAGCGACCCCGGAACCCCAGGGGAUGCUACAAAAGUGGCUUCCGUUGGAAUAAAUACCCCAGCCAUCUCCGCUACCUCCAACAAAAGUCGGCAGAUCUGGGGGCCCGUCCUGUGGGGUCCCGCAGGGGCCUGGACCUCUCUUUUCCACCUUUCCACUCGCCCAGCCCGGGACUCCCUCAGCUAUGAUAACUGGGACCGCGGAGGUCCGGGUCCCGGAGCCCAUGGACACGGUCUGGGGGAGCCAGCGUAGAGAACCUUUACAAGACGGAGGGAGCAGCGAAAGUAAAUCCCAAGCUGGCCCCACCCGCUUCGCCCGGGCCCCUCGGGAGGCGGCCAGGCGCGCCUGGGUUCACACCUGGACAGAGCUCUUUAACGGAAAAGACCAACAGGCUUGUUAAUGUGUAUUAUUAUUAUUUUUAAAUUUUUUCCUAACAGUGUAAAAAAAAAAAGUGUGUGAGAGAGGUCGGUCACAUUUACUUGGUUUCUGUAAGGCGAGAGGCAAGAGGCGGGCGUGUGGCUGUUGGCACUUUAGGCUGAUGAUUGGGAAAAGGACAUUUAUCACUGGAGUUUGGGCUGUUUGUUAUUGAUGUUUAAGAUAUAUUAAAAUAAAUGGUUAUUUUACAGGC